UAUUAAAAUUACCAAAAAGUUUAAAUAAUCUUCUAAGAAUGAAACUAAUUAUAUAUUUAAUUUUAUUAUUACAUUUAUCCUCAUCGAACGGAGAGCAUCUCUUACAAUCAAUACAACAAACUCAAAAUGAAACUUUUAACCCCCGAGGACCCAAAGUGCUUUGUUCGUUUCUUUCGUGGGAAUUCAUAACGUGUUUAGAACCUGAAGAUCAUAAAGGUAACAAGACUUCUCGCGAUGAACUUGGUCGUGGAUGUGUCCAUUUUGGUGGGAUGCGUUAUGAAGAGGUUGAACGAACGAAGGUGGUUUGUAAAGUUUUGGAUGGUAUCGAAUGUUAUGGAAAUACGACGUUUUUUAGAGAAGGAGUGCCUUGUAUUAAAUAUUCGGAGCAAUAUUUCACCACUACUUUAUUGUAUAGUAUAUUAUUAGGUUUUUUGGGGAUGGAUAGGUUUUGUUUGGGUCAAACUGGAACUGCUGUGGGGAAAUUAUUAACAUUGGGAGGAUUGGGUAUUUGGUGGAUUGUUGAUGUGGUGUUGUUGAUUACCAAUAAUUUAACCCCUGAAGAUGGUAGUAAUUGGAACCCUUAUGUGUGAUUAAUAUGUUAAUUAUGUAAAUAAAUAAUUUAAGUUUU
Onthophagus taurus is the source of this 628-nucleotide messenger RNA. RefSeq names its product TM2 domain-containing protein 2 amaretto (gene amrt). NCBI's taxonomy places the organism in Eukaryota, Metazoa, Arthropoda, Insecta, Coleoptera, Scarabaeidae. The record is from RefSeq and is a predicted model, not a curated record.